Messenger RNA from Brassica rapa (field mustard), 1400 nucleotides. Its product is annotated as E3 ubiquitin-protein ligase ATL41. The record is from RefSeq and is a predicted model, not a curated record. Lineage: Eukaryota; Viridiplantae; Streptophyta; Magnoliopsida; Brassicales; Brassicaceae.
UAAUGCAUGAGGAAGUCAUGAGUUUACUGGUCCUGUGGUCCAUACAUAUUAUUUUUCUAAUCAAACAUCAAAAAGUUAAAUAUAUACAACAACUAUUAUAGUGUUUCAAAAAAAAAAAAAAUACAACAACUAUUAUAUGUUUAGAAUGGAUGAAUCUAUCAGCUUAGGUGAACCAAUUUGCACCAUACAAAUUAACAAACUAACUCUUCAUAUACUGGAUUGAUGAUAGACAAUUAAGCCUACGUAACGAGCUAACACCUAAUACACUUACAUCACAAUAUGCAAUUCAAUCUACAACUUUGAUAUAUUCCAAACUUAUACAUACGAUUUCUAAGACUUCCAAAUCUAUACCAAUAAUACAUAUAGUCUAAAAUUGAAUAAUAGACCUAAAGUAUAUAAAAUUUUCUUGGUUCUUGAAUAGCCACAUAUUGAACAAUCCAUGUUAAGUCAACAAUUGUGAAUUUUCUAACCCCCCUUAUAAGUAUAGCUAUCUCCUUACAUAUUUUUCUUCACCCACCAACUAAAGUUAUCAAACCUUUGAAAAAAAUAUCAAAACAAAACCUUUUAAAAAUCCCUUUAUUACUUUAUAUAACACGUAAGAAGUUAGUAACCAUUUCUGUUCACGUUCUUUCCCCAUUCACAAUGAGCUCCGACAAUAGAGAUCAUUACUGGUUCAACGGUCAUGGACACCACUCCUUCUGGCCUAACCCUUCUACUUAUGACCGCAACAGCAAGAUCAUGCUCGCAGCAGUCGUCUCUUUAUCAGCAGUGAUCCUCUUCGUCUUCAUUCUCCAUCUCUACGCAAGAUUCGUUCUCCGCCGCCGCAGAGAGACUUUCCGCGGCCUCCCCGUCGUCGUCCGCCACCCUUUCCAGACGCCCAAACGUGGUCUCGACCCAACGCUCAUCGCUUCUCUCCCUAGUUUCACCGUCCGUGACGUGGCGUCAGCUACUGAAUGCGCCGUGUGUCUGAGCCUGUUGGAGGAGCAAGACACGGCUAGAGAGCUGCCGAGCUGCAAACACGUCUUCCAUGUUGAUUGUGUUGACAAGUGGCUCACCGCUUGCUCCACAUGUCCUGUUUGUCGGACUGAAGUUCAGCCAAGGCCGAGACUUGAGCCUGAGCCGAGAGAAGGACCGGUCGGUGGUGACGGUGUCUCCUCACCACCGACUGCACCGCUGUUUUUGGACGACGUCUUGUCGGUGGAAGCUGCGGCAUCUUCUUCUUCGGGUGACAAAACAGCUGUGCCGCCAGUUUCACGAUUAGAUUCGUUUAGAAAAAUCUUGACAAGGGAGAGAUCAUCGAACAGGAUCAACCAUUCUUGUGUUGACCAAGAACGUGUACCGGAUCAUGUAUAAUGCAUAUAACUCAUACGUACGUCGAUAAAUUUUAAUUUUAUACACUA